AAGCGAGCCAAUGCUCACACGAGGUGCCACGUCGUUUUUUCACCUUUUUUACCGCCAGCGGGAGCGGGCAUCAGGUGCUGUGUCACAUUCCACGGCAGGGGUAAAGAAAGAAAAGGGAGGGUGAAAACACUUUGAAAGAUUAGGGCUAACGUAUUAGCUGCUCCCAUGGCGCCGAGGAGCCACAGAUUUGUUUUGGGCAAUGCCUCUUUUUGCGAUGGCUGUGAGAGAGCAGCGUCCCUCGCUGCUGGGAGCUGGGAAUCCAUGGCGCUUUCUUGACCCCCAUUUCCCUCGCGGCGCUAGGCUAGGCGACUAGAAAGCGCGCCAAGAUUUCUUCCCCAGAGUGUGUGAGUGUGUGGAUCUUGGUCUUGUCUUCUUGGAGGAGGAGGAAGGAGGAUCCGAAAGGAAUUGGCAUGGAUCCGGCAGGCAACAAGAAUCUGAUGGAGCAGCCACUCUGAAUUCCAAGUAAGUUCUUGCCGGCCGGCACCGGCAGGGAUUAUGAUCUCCAAGGAUGGGAAAUUCCACCAGGAAACGAUGAUCACGGCGAGGCGGUGGAGAUCACAGCCUGCCAGCCCAGCGCCAACGCCAUUUCAAGAUGACAAGUGGAGUGAGCAGGGAAGCAAAUCCUUGCAAGACAAGCCGGCCAUGGACGCUGCUCCGCGCGAUGGCUGGGGGCUCAACAUUCUCAAGCAGCAGCAAAAGGCGCGAUUGCCCAAGGGGAGCUUUGUGGAUUUGAUUGGUGACGCCGACUUGGCCAAGCUCACUCUGAGAGAUCAUGACGAGGAGCUCCAGGAAGAGGCGUCCAGUACCAGCCGAGAAUCCACCAGUGCCAUCUCGGGGUCUUUGUCGAGCACGGAGCAACGCGGAGUCCCAGUGUCGUGUAGGACUCCUAGUGGCCGGGCCUCUUCACGGGCCUCCUCUAGCGUCGGCUCCUCUGGGGAGAGCUCGGACAACAUAGAUGGCUACUUCGAUGUCGACGUAGAUGACACAAGCGAGCGCCAGGCUUGUGGAGCCAGAGCGGCUGCUUACAAGCGGGGGUUGAGCCAGAGGAGAAUAAGAGGGAGCAGCAGUAGUGAGCAGCAGCUAUCAAGCUCGAGCGUCGUCGAAGACUCGAGCGAAAAGGAGGAGAAAUGUUUGGAGAACGAGGGCAGGAAGAACUUCGAGGAGCUUCAACAACAACUACAACAAGAACAAAGAGCACAAGAAGAACAAAAGGUGCAGCACCAACAAGUGGAUCCUUUACCAAUUCAACAUCCGGUGGAGGAACUCUUUUACGCUGUCAAGAACAAGGAUGAAGCAAGAGUGAGGACGCUGCACAGUGCAAGAGUUGUUCCACUAGAGUCAACCGACAAAAACGGGAUGACACCGCUCAUCGUGUCUUGCCUCGAUGGAACCUUGCUCCAAAUGGCACGUCUUCUUAUCAGCUUGGGUGCAAACGUCCACGCAUAUCGAUCCGGUUUACAUGCCGGAUAUCCGUUGCAUCAUGCUGCCAAAAGGGGUCACGACCAGAUAGUAGCGCUGCUUCUUUCUCGUGGUGCUUCUGCAUUGGCUGUGAAUGAUGAUGGUCAAACAGCUCUGGAUAUGGCAAGGAUACGAGGCCAUGCUUCUGUGGUACGCGUGAUAGAGGACUGGAUUUCUCUCUUCAGGGGGAUAUUGCGACAAGUUACAGACAAUGCAGGCUCUCAGAUCAUGAAAAGAAUCUGGGCGGUGGUUUUACCAUCUGAAGUAACUUCCAAUGGCGUUCCGAGGCACGAACUCGUUGUUUAUAAUUCUCGCAAGGUUCCAAUGCCAGAAUCAGUCAUCCUUCUUGGAAGUGUUACUAGCGAGUUUGAGGAGCCAGACUACUUUCUAUCAGAUCCCUCAAUGAUCAUAACGGACAAAGUCACAAAGACGAAGUUCAAGUUCUACUCCCAGGAGCACGGAGACAAGCAACAGCUGUCGGAAUUCUAUAAAGCUUGCAAGGGAAUUCCACAGUGCAAGAAGCAGGCCUCCAAAGGCGAGAGGCUAGCCCGAACAAGGUCCGAGACUCUAGUUUCUCACGCCGGAUCCAUUCCUCCUCCAUCAACACGCCGGAAGAUGGACGACGUUGGGCCACGCCCUUCGCCUUCGGUGACUCGCUCCCGGUCGGAGAAGGUUUCAAGCUCCAGGAAGAACAUGAUAUUUCCAGAAGAAUCACUGAGGACGGACGAGCACUGGCAGUGUGUGAUUUGCAAGCAGGCAGCAGCAGCAGCAGCGACGCCGAGGACGUGCGCACACGUCUGUUCGUCGCGCUCAUGCUUGGCCAAGCUCAAGAAUGGUUCGUGUCCACUCUGCCGAGCUCCGGGACGCGGUCACCUGGGAUAAGUAGCUCGUUCAUUCUUUGGGAAAUAAGAAUAAAAACCUUCUGGAAGUUUUCGUA
Selaginella moellendorffii is the source of this 2395-nucleotide messenger RNA. Its product is annotated as putative E3 ubiquitin-protein ligase XBAT34. The coding region runs from base 496 to 2340 and encodes 614 amino acids. The record is from RefSeq and is a predicted model, not a curated record. Gene Ontology annotation, molecular function: protein binding. NCBI's taxonomy places the organism in Eukaryota, Viridiplantae, Streptophyta, Lycopodiopsida, Selaginellales, Selaginellaceae. The transcript has 10 exons.